ACAAAAAUUCUUGGGCUCGCUGUGUUAGGGGCGCGAGGGUGAAGGUGUAGCUUGGGAUGUUCCGGUGUCGCGGGCAUUUCUCAUCCAGGGCUCCCAGCCCGUGCCGUCUGCAGGGCCCUCGCACUCUGCCCUUGCCCUGCUGGUGCGUCCCUGCUCGCCCAGCCCGCAGACAGGAUCUCCACUGACGUGACUGCACCGCGGCCUGGUGAACAUCUCCGAGGCAGCACCAGCUUUUUAGCGUUGAUUUUGGGUCCCUGGUGCCUGGGUGGUGUGGUGGGUCACAGAGCUGCUGUGAUGAAAAAGUAACUAACCAGAGAGCAAGUUUAUCUUUAAUGGGAGAUGGGUGUCUAAGCCGACUCACUGUGCAGAAUUGUAGCAGAGAGGAUGGUGCAGCAGUGGGAAUAAGGAGAAGGAAUUAGUUUUUCCACUGAUGGAAGAGGUAGAUAUCAAACCACACUCCAAAGCAGCAUGAAGAGAGGAUUUUUGAGUGCUCUCCAGAAUUACUCCUUCCAGGAAAACGGCUGGGGGGCAUACCUUGCUGAGAGACUGGUCAGAAAAUGUGAUGUUGUGAAUCGCGGGAUCUCGGGGUACAACACCAGAUGGGCUAAAUUGGUUCUUCCAAGACUGAUCAAUGAAAGUACUAGUGCUGACAGUAUUGUUGCAGUUACCAUUUUCUUUGGAGCUAAUGACAGUGCUUUGAAAGAGCUGAACCCUAAGCAACAUGUUCCUUUGGAGGAGUAUGCUGCCAACCUGAAGAGCAUGGUGCAGUACCUGAAGUCAGUAGACAUUACUGCAGACAGGAUUAUUUUGAUAACACCACCACCUCUUCAGGAAUCAGCUUGGGAAAAGGCAUGUCUUGCCAAAGGUGACAAACUGAACCGCUGCAAUGCCACCACCGGGCAGUACGCCCAGGCCUGUGUCCAGGUCGCCAGGGAAUGCGGCACGGACGUGCUCGACCUCUGGACCCUGAUGCAGAAGAAUCAGGAUUUCUCUUCCUAUUUGUCUGAUGGUCUUCAUCUGUCGACAAAAGGCAACAGCUUUGUAGCAGCUCAGCUUUGGUCACGCCUGGAAAACAAACUGUCUGCUCUUCCUUCACUGCUUCCUUAUUGGCGUGAUGUGGACCACACAAACCCCGAGGCCAGUCUUCUGUGACAUCCCUGCAGGGAGUAGCCGGGGCAGCCACCCAGACAGAGCCAGCCCAUUAUCCAGCAGCAUGCUGCAAACUGUGUCCUCAGGGAACAUGGCACUGGGCAGUCCCCAGCAGUGCUCUUCUCUGUCCCCUUCUCUUGGUCUGUGGGAGAAUAAAGGUGAGACCACUUAGGGUGUGUCCUGGGGUGGUUUUUCUUCAUGCUGCUGUUGCCAGGAUAGCUGUGGGAAUGAGUAGCUCUUUCCUUGGAGGACUCAGAGGAAAAUGAGUCUCAGCUGCUCUGUGGCCAAGAGACAAGAGGCUGCCCUGAGCAGUUCCUGGCUUUGCUGAGCUGUGGGGACUGCACUAAUACCAUCUUGCUUUAAACACAGAGGAGCUCAUAAGAGACAGUAGUGUGGAGUUUGUCAAGAGCCAUUAGUGUCAGUCCAAAUUAAUUUAUUUGGAUGUAAUACAGUAGGAACAGCAGUUCCCUAAGUUUUGCUUUGGCAGUGAAAGAGAGUAGUUUAGAGCAGGGCUUUUAAAAUUUAACUUACUCUGGCACCAGCAGCAGCUUCUUUAUACCCAACUCUUCUGUAUAGGCACAGGUUUCAGACCAGUGCAUGUUUUUGGGCAUGGUGAUACACGAGCUUGGAGAAACUACUAGAAGAGAUCUGCAUCUCUGCUGAUAAAGCUAUACCGUAUGUCAUUUGCCAUGAAGUUAAGAAGACCUUUCAAAUGAGUUGUUAAAAUAAUUUUAUAACUCAUGUAAGUACUGCAGACUAUGCAGGUUUUGGCCAAGAGAACACAAACUACAAAACUGCCUUUACAAACCAAAAAAAGCACUGCCUGCAACCUAGAUGAAAUUCAACAAGUAUGGAAAAAAUGGUUUGGGAAAUGAUUGUCUAGCAAGCCAGAUAGCAGCAAAAAUGAGGAUACAACUAACCAAGCAUAAAAACCAAAUAGUGUUAUCACUGCAGAUAUAAGCCCUCCAUAAUUCUGGGCUGUAUUAACAAUUAUGUUGAUAUGGAACAGCUGUGUUUAUUAUGUAGGGGGUGAGAGAAUAAUGGGAGGCUCUCAUGCUGUCCUGCACUGUUAGUCCCAUUAGACUGCCUUUGCUUCUUGAAAUAAUUAAGGAAUCUACUUACUGUCAUCUGCUGUGUAACAGUGUUAUAAACUGGAGCCUAAGUCGUUAUUUUUCCAUUUUCUGUGCCUGGAGCCAAAGCAGAAGUGAGUUUGAUGUAUAAAUAUUUAUGAGUAUUAAACUGGACUAUCCUUUCUGUAAUAAAUGCUUACAGUAAAGACUGGCUGAACAGCAAAACGGGGUCCCAGUGGGAAACUGUGGAUCUUCCUGCCUUAGAUGUUAUGAACAAACCAUGCAAGUACUGCUUUCAGCUUCUGGAAUACAGCUCAGGCUUGGGGGAUAGAUUCAUUGAUUUCCAAGGCCUGCUCCAAAUCUCCAUUUUCAUGCUCCCAAGAAUGUGCCACUGCAUGGUAUUCACCUGGUAUGUAAAAACCUUUGUGCUGAGAACGUGUACUCACAGAUUUGGUAUCUGAACAGGCAUUUGAGCACACCCCCCUCCCUUAGGCAUUAAUGUCAUCAUCUGAACUGAGGAGAAUCUGCAGAACACAUGGCAAUACCAGCUCCAGCUUGGGCAGGAAGCAGGCAGCCCUCACGGUGCAGGUCAGCACUAUCAAUAGCCCAGGUCUGGCUUCUGCAGCAUCUGAGCUCAGCAAGGAGCAGUAGGAAGUCCUGGCUCCUGCCUGGCUGCAUGGCAGACUUUUAACCCAGGCUUUGACAACCAAAGCAUGGAGAUCUUUUAGAAAAGGACUGCAUAGAAACAGCUCUUGUUUAAGUGAUUUUUUUUUUUUUAAUAUAAAAAGCUUUUACUUCGUUGGGAAUUAAAUUAACUCCUCACACAUGUACGUUGCACUGAAUCAAAAAAAGAAAACCUGAACAAAAAACAAACAACCCCAAACAAAGUUCAAAACCAGCAUAUAAAACCUAAUAGCUAGUCAGAUAGGAAUACCAUAAGGCACACGUUCAAGUACAAGUGUAACAAGUAUCCUUGGGUGUGGAGGAGAGGGAACACUCACACAACUUUACAGCACAGGUUCAGUUCCUUUCUCUCACAUUUAAAACACGGGCUCUCCACAGCUGUUUCCCUGUGGCUGAGUCCAGGCUUGUAACAGGUAAAUGGUUCUGCCCUUGGCCACAUUUAUCAAUAGGUUAUUGUGGGAGAAAACAGCUGCAGAAUGAAGGUGCUGCUGUACUACCAGGACAGUUGCUUUAUGACUCCACUAUGUCAGUUCAUCUGCUACUAAGCUAAAACAAUGCUCAUGUACCAUUCCCAGCUCACCUGACAGAUCUCCAGGUGUACAGAAGACACCAUCCAAUUACCAGUUUUUAACAUCACAUUUUACUACACAUGUGAGAAUCUGUAUUCACAAAAUCUCCUCCUUAUUCUUACCCUGCAAGUUUUAACAAAGGUUUAUUUCUUUACUAAAUUCACAACUGUUUUUAAACAAAUGCCUCCCCUGCAAUGGCAUGAUGUUUUCUCAUCGUUCAUGCAGUAGGAGCCUCCAAAGGCCACAGAGACCAUGGAAAUCUGAGCUCAUCAAUUUCAACAUUUCAACAAUAGUGUUGCCUAUUUUAAAAUUUGGAGAAACAUUUCUGCACCAAAACUGCUGUAAACAGCAGUUUAAAAUGUCAUCUGCAUAACUGAUUUCUUCCUUUACACUUUCUCCAACCAGACACCUGCAACACACAAACCUUAGUGCAGAGUGGGAAGCUCCCAACAAAAGACACCAA
Molecule: messenger RNA, 3935 nt
Organism: Pseudopodoces humilis (Tibetan ground-tit)
Lineage: Eukaryota; Metazoa; Chordata; Aves; Passeriformes; Paridae
Source: RefSeq, a predicted model, not a curated record